This is a messenger RNA of Acanthamoeba castellanii str. Neff, 1380 nucleotides long. Its product is annotated as transducin (beta) family 1X-linked, putative. The transcript has 12 exons. NCBI's taxonomy places the organism in Eukaryota, Discosea, Longamoebia, Acanthamoebidae. Gene Ontology annotation, biological process: regulation of transcription by RNA polymerase II. Gene Ontology annotation, molecular function: protein binding; transcription corepressor activity. The record is from RefSeq and is a predicted model, not a curated record. Gene Ontology annotation, cellular component: histone deacetylase complex. Bases 1 to 1380 code for a protein of 459 amino acids.
AUGGCGAUCACAAGCGAAGAAGUCAAUUUGCUGGUCUAUCGUUACUUGCUCGAAUCAGGUUUCUCUCAUUCGGCCUUCACAUUUGCAAGUGAGAGUCAGGUCUCGCGCAGCAAUCUCGCCACUACCGACGUUCCCACCGGCUCGCUCAUCUCCUUUCUCCAGCGAGGCCUCCAGUACAAGCAACUAGAAACCCAUAUCAACGAGGAGGGGAUAGAGGUGCAGUGUGAUGCGCCAUUCACUCUCACAGGCCAUCACGUCUGUAAUAUAAGGGGCACAGUGAAGGAGAAAGACACCGACAAGGAAAAGGAGGAACCCCUCUAUGAGAUGAGAGACGCCAACCAGGAGGGUGGUGGACCAGCGCCGAUGGAGCAGGAGGAGGUCGAAGCCAGGGAGAUUCCCGAUGAUCAGGUUACCAAGCUCGAAGGUCACACGUCGGAGGUCUUCAUCUGUUCGUGGAGCCCGACCGGACCAUUGCUUGCCUCAGGGUCUGGGGACAGCACGGCGCGGAUCUGGCGAAUCCCACCAGGCCCUUGCGGGAAGAGUAUGGUGGUAGAGCCCCCGAUCGUACUACGACACUUCAACAAAGACCAGGAAUCCAGCAAAGACGUCACCACACUCGAUUGGAACGUCCGCGGGAGCGAAGGCGCGUUGCUGGCAACUGGUUCCUACGACGGCCUUGCUCGCAUCUGGAGCGAAACUGGCCAGCUGAAGAACACACUCAACCGGCACAAGGGGCCGAUCUUCUCACUCAAGUGGAACAAGUCGGGCAACUAUCUGCUUAGCGGCAGCGUCGACAAAACGGCCAUCAUCUGGGACGCCAAGACGGGAGAGGUCAAGCAGCAGUUCGAAUUUCACUCUGCUCCGACACUCGACGUGGAUUGGAAGAGCGACACGUGCUUUGCCACCUGCUCCACCGACAAGAUGAUCUACGACGAAGUGAACGCCAUCAAAUGGGACCCCAGCGGCACGCUGCUGGCCUCCUGUUCCGAUGAUUUCACCGCAAAGAUCUGGUCGCUGAAGCAGGAGCGAUGCGUGCACGAUUUUGAGGAGCACCAGAAGGAGAUCUACACCAUCAAGUGGUCUCCCACCGGUGUUGGCUCGCCCAACCCGAACAGGGCACUCGUGCUGGCCAGUGCUUCCUUCGACGCUAUGAUCAAACUGUGGGACGCCGACCGCGGCGUGUGCUUUCCCUCAGGAGAGUAUCUCGCCUCUGGUUCUUUCGAUCGCUGCCUGCACAUUUGGUCUGUCAGGGACGGCAGCUUGGUGCGAACGUACAGAGGGAACGGAGGCAUUUUCGAGGUGUGCUGGAACAAGGACGGGGACAAGGUGGCCGCCUGCUUCUCCAACAACACAGUGUGCGUGAUCGACGUGCGGAUGUAG